Messenger RNA from Penicillium samsonianum, 189 nucleotides. RefSeq lists its product as uncharacterized. The coding region runs from base 1 to 189 and encodes 62 amino acids. The record is from RefSeq and is a predicted model, not a curated record. The transcript has a single exon. NCBI's taxonomy places the organism in Eukaryota, Fungi, Ascomycota, Eurotiomycetes, Eurotiales, Aspergillaceae.
AUGGGCCAGGAAAUCGAUAGCCAUACCUGGUUUUGUGAUGAUCUGGAUAGCCCUGGCUCUGCAUAUGAAAGAAUGACUCGGAAACAUUUCCAGUUCUCUGGGAUUUCACGCAGCCAUUGCGGGACCAAGGCGCUGGGUGCUAGUAUCAAGAUCGGCUUGUUCUGCUUGUCUGAUCCGUUCAGCGCUUAA